AUGGUACCCUGCGGCACCCCACGGCACACUCCCAAGGCGGCGGCAGAGGUCCUCAACAGGCUCUGCGGGCGAGUGUCGCGGAAGAACACCUCCCGCCGGGCUAGCAAGGCGGAGGGAGUGUCUGGCGGGAGAAGCGAGUGCGCGGAGGCAGAGCUCGGGUUGAGGGCGAGGGAGUUUGCCGUGCGACGAAUCUCGCUCCGAGGUGGAUGUUGGAACAAGUGUGAAUAUCCUGAAAUGACAGCACCCUGUUGGCCGUGUGGUGCUGAGCACCAGAGCCUGUGCCACCUUCGCAGGAUUGGCAGCCGCCCUCCAGUCCCUGAUGAUGCAGAUCUGAUCCAUUUCCGUAAGACUGUAACGCUGGUCGGCAGAAACAAGGACACAGUCGACUACUUCCUCAGCUGUGCUCCCACAAGGGGGGGCGAGUACGUAUCCCGCAUCCAUGCCCGGGUGAUUCGAACUGCCAGUGCCUAUGAGCUUGUAGAUUCCAGCCUCACAGGGGUGUUUGUCAAUGACAUCCGGAUCAGCGGUAAAGUAGCCUUGCACGAAGGAGAUACAGUUACUUUUGGCCACCCAACUGCGACGAGCAUUAAUCCUGGGGCCUACAUCCGACAGCCAAACUCGUCAUUUUAUUAUUUGUUUGAGCAAUGUGAUUGCAAUCCUGAUCAAAUGCAAAGCUUUGGUGGGGAGAGGAGAAACAUGCCCCAGAAGUGUUCUGUAUUGGCAUCUCCUGGGGCAUCACUGCCAGUCAACUUGAGUGUGGGAUUUGCAAAGAGUGUCGCUCUGCCUUGGGCGGCACCUGCACUGCCAGUGGACCCACCCCUGCCUGCUUCUGACCACCAGCAUUCCGCCAUCAGCAGUUUGGCUGUGCCCUUCACCUCAGCAGUUUCAACGCUGCCUCUGGUUAAACCUUCCCUACCCAUAAAUUCUCUUAACCUGAUUUCAUGUUUGCCAGAAGUGACCAGUCGGACUCUGCUGAGUGCAUCACCUCUUUCUGCACCAGGGGGUGCCUGUAGGCCUCCCUGUCGGCGUUCCGUUCGGCGUUCCACUUCACCUGACUAUGUAGUUCUUGGGGAGGGUCUGUUUGCCACUGCAGAAUCUUCUCCCCAAACAACCCUUGAAAGAACACACUUUCUCUUGCCUCAAGAAAGUCCAGAACCAAAUGAUUCCAUCACAAUGAGUGGUAGCAAGGAGAGCGUUGCAGAUGAUGCCCACGAUGGAAAAUCAGCUACUGCAACUGGGCUCCCUAAAGAUACGAUGCUGCGGCCCACACGCGUCUCUCAGAUGGAGGAGGGAAGGAACCCUGACUCCGAGCUAUCUGUUCCCAGCACAGAAGAGCUGCUUCCUGGUGGCUCCGACCACAAUGAAGAAAGGAUGGAAGUGAAUGUUUAUGAAAGCGUUGAAGAAGCAGCUAAGCGUGGAGUGCCUGGGGAUGGUGAACGUGAUGCCCGGCUGCAAGUAGCAGAAGACAGAGCAGCUGUGAGUAGAUUGGAAACCAAGAUCCCUGCAGAAGAACGCCAGGGGAGUCUCACGGAGAAGCCUUUACCUGAAGCAUCCAUACUAGAACGAGGAUGGACAGGAAACGCAGGAAACAAUCUCGCUGUAGGAAAUUCGGUAUUGCUCCCUGCUGAAUCGGGAAACUCUCUGCAGGAUUUAGCAAGCAGAGAUUCUGAUAACUUUUCUUGUUCUGGCAAAGAACUAGAUAGCGACUCUUCUUCAAGGCUGGUGAGUCCAGGGAAGUUUGAUUUUGAGAGUGCAAGUACCACUUUGCUGUCAAGGAAUCUGUCUUGUGGGGCCCAGAGCUGUGGUUGUGACCGUGAAAGCAACCUGCAAGGAAGUACUUCUGAUUGUAGUGAUGACAUGGAAAUGGAGCCUUAUAUGAAUGCCAGCUUGUUAGCCGCAGACUGUCGCGUUACUGCUAGAAGCUGUGGCUGUCUUGAGCCAGAGAGGGGGCUUGUGGGUCCAGAGGCUGCAAAUGGCAUUAGCCAUAGUGUCUGCUUUCUAGAACGCUCCUUUGCAGAAGUGGGAACUCAAACUGAGUGUGCAAAAGAAAGAAAGAUGGAAGGAAUAACUGUAGAGUCUGCAAAGGAAGGAGACCCAAAUGGAAGAAGUCUGGAUGUCCUUCAUUACGACAACAAAUUAAGCACACACAAGAUUAGAGAGAGGUUCCUUCAGCCAUUAUCGCAUGCCUCAGUUGUAGGUUUCCCACUUGACAAUGAGCAUUCCAAGGGUGUGUUCGCCAAACAAGUAGUAAAUGAUCCAGUGGCAACCUCUGGAGCAACAGAGGAAAACCUGUCUUCAGGAGAUCUACCAGAAACUCACAAAGAGGAGAGCUCUACCAUGGUUGUGUCGCCUCCAGUCAGUCCCCUGGUGGAAGAGGCGAUUCCUGUCGAAUCUCUUGAAACUCCUGAACAGCCAGUGGAUUUAGGUGGAAAGCUUUUUCAUGGAUUUCUGUCCAAAGGAAACAAGUCUCCUUUUGAAGAAAAGGGGGAGGAGGGCGUCGAUGUUGUGACUGACAGAAAAUUGGGACAUGCAUAUGAGCAAUCUGACAAAGGCCCAGAGAACUGUGCUGCCGAUUCCACACGUGAGGUUGAAGAUGAGACAAGUGGAAAUAAGGGUCCUUCACCUGAAACUACUGCUGCUGGUGCAUUGCAGGCUGAAUUGCCCGGGCAGCCCAAGUCUGUCAGUGGUAGUGAGAUGAAAUGCCAAGAGGAGAUAGAUACUGAUGAUCCUUCUGAGGAAGGGGAACGGGAGGUAGGGAGGAGCAGCACCUGGACAGGUGCUGGCAAGGAUGCGGUUGACCAACAAGAAACCACUGGAAAAGGUGGGCAGGAGGGAGAGUCCAGUCCAGUUGCGAUGCAGGAGAGUGUUAGCUGUGCCAGUGCUGAAGAUGCCUCAACUGGAAGCCUUGAGGUGAACUUGGCACCAUCCUCUUUGGGCUUGGCAGGAAGAAAGGCAAGGGAAAUUCCUUCCUUUGGGUUAUCUGGAGAUGAUCCAGAAGGAGGAGGGCCCUUUCAUUCAGGCUGCUCUUGUGCAGGCACACAGUUUGCUUCUCAGACAAGCAAAGAGGGAGAAGGGAGUAACCUGAGACCAGAAAACUGCCACUUUUUGGCCCACCCAGGUGGCCUUGAGAGUAAAGGGGAUAUGAACCUGAAUGGUAAAAGCACAGUACAGACCAAAGACUGUGAUGUUAGCGCAAGACUUGGGGCAGAGUUUUCCUUGGAUAAGGUGAAGGUGAAUUCUGACCAAAAUGAGCCUCAUGGGAUGUCUGCCACCCACCUGGAUUGCCAGCAACAGUCUCCUGCACUUGUUGGUCAGCAGCAAUCACAGUCUCAUGGAACGGACCCUGAGGAUCCAGGAAAUAACUUGUUGGUGAAGCCCCAAGGAACUACUGUUGGGAAAGAGUCGUUUUAUCCUCAGGAUUCUCCCAUGGAAGGCAGCUGUUGGGAGGAAGCUUGUCAACCAGUUGUAGCUAUUGAGCAUAUAGCCCCAGAAAGAGAUAAAGAAAUUGCCCAUCCUGAGGAGGAUGGGGGUGGGCUUGGUCAAACUCCUCAGAGUUCUCAGUGGAAUGUAGAAAAAGGCAGUCUCUCAUUAGGCACUCCUAGCAUUGACUCAGAAGAGCCUGGUGCUGUCCAAGGAAGAGCUGCUGGAGGCCACCCAGGAGGAACCCAGACUGACCCUGCGGAAGUCCCAGAGUCAUCUAGCAGCGAUGAGCUCAUCUUGCACAUCUCUGACUCUGAAGUUGAAAAGGAGGAGCGUGACAGUGCCCAAGCCGUCCGCAUCUCUAGCGAAGGGAACCUCCAGAGAGGAAGGAGUCCAGUUUUGCAUUUAGACAGUGUUGCAGAGAACAAUCAAGCACACAGGAAACUAGCUAAAGAAUCCACUGUCCAGGGUUCAUGUGAUGCAGCCAUCCAAGAGACCAGUGCUGGGCCAAUGAAGAGCUCGGAGAUGUUGGAUCUAGGUUUGCAACAACAAAAUCCUUCCCAUUAUGAGUCUCAGUGUGACCAAGAUGAUGUUGCAACUAUAGUACCUCAAACCCAUGAUCCAGAGAUGGCAGUGGGUGAAAAAUCACCUCCUUUACCAAUAACUGCAGCAGCGGGAGAAGAACUGGAGGAUCAAGCUGUCGAAGGAACUGUCCUUGUGCCUGUAAAUCUUGCCGGCCUUCCUGUAGAAUCUCUUUGUGUGCCAGAAAGUGAUGCCAAACAUGGCAUAAAGGACAAAGCCCCAGAUAGUGCUGGUGGAUUGGCAGAAAAUACUGGUUUGGACCUUGUCCAAGACAAUUGGCCGAUGGGUGAUAGUUUUCCUGGCCAGCCCAGAGUGGGAAUCGUUGAUGCACCUCUUGAAGUUGGAGACACAAUCACAGAGCAUCCAGGAAGUGAAACGCCAGCCAGGCCCUCUCCAGAAAAAGUUGUGCCUUCCCUGAAGGCAGGCGUGAAAGUGCCAUUCCUCCUGCAAGAAGGAAUUGAAGCACUGCAGGGCCGACGUGAAGGCGGUCCCGACUCUUCUGCAGCGCUUAGUGAGGGGUUGGAUUGCUCAGAGAAUCACAGGACUCCGUUGCCAAAGGAAGAAGAGUUAAAAAGCUGUUCCUCCAGAAAAAGACAUUUCAGCAGAGAUGAGGUUGUAAGGAUGACUGGCUCAGAAGAUUAUUCUUCCUGUCAAAAGAGGCUCUGCCUACUGAAUUCGGCUGCAGUUCAGGGGUCGACAUCUGACCUACGCACUUUGACCAUGGCACUGCCUUCUUCUGUUAACAUAGAAGGGCAUCACAACCACUUUGGCAGAACUGUGGGGAAACCUUAUAACCAGCAAGGCAGCCAGGUAACUUUGCACCUUGACAGAGCAGAACAGAGCAAUAGAGAGACCAUUGCCCAGAUUGUGAGAGAGUACUUUAAAAAUACGCUUUGCUCUGAAAAACCAGCAACUGAAAACGAAAAAGCUGAAAUGUUUGCUCGGCCCCCUGAAGCUGAAACUGCUGAAGACGUGGAUUGUGAACUGGCAGGGAUGUUAGAGUCUGAGGACGGUGCAAGCUGUGAUGAACCCAGUGCACCUGAGGAUCAAGCCAACGAAGUCCAGUUUCAGAAUUCCCCCCUUGACGACCAGUGUCCGGCUGCUGGUGCUCUGUCUAGUCGGUCAAGCUCCCCCGCUCGAGAACAAGACAAAGACUUGGCAAGCCACAUUGCAGAAAGCAUGUGGGAAACCUAUUCCUCCGAAGAGGAGAGCUUCCAGUUGUCUCUGUGUUCAGCAUUAAAAAGUUCUCCACUUAGCUCUCCCAUUGAGCCCCCUGAUGCAGAGUGUGUGCAGGCACCCAGUGAGAAGAACUUGAACUUUUUCUUCUCGGACAUCUCCAAUAGUUCAGCAGAGACUCACACCUGUGAAUGCUCCCCCAAACCGCAUGGCAGGAACUCUCCUGGAACAGGAAGUGAUAGACCCACCAAAGGGGUUUCUGACGGGGCUGACAAAGCUGCUGAGGCAAACAUGGAAUCGCAGUUUUCCUGCGGCUCAGAAACUUCUGAUGAAGAUCCAAGGACGCCAUCCAGCCCACUUGUGUUGCCUAGGGAGAGCAGCCCUGCCCCUAUAAGCGACACAUGGUCUGAGCCUGAAUCUCACGUCAGCGUCGCUAGUGGUGGAUGUGAUACCUCUGGCCUGCAGCAAGCGGAUGAUUCGUUUGACAGGGAUGAGGGCAACGAGGCUUCCAGCGCAGAGGAGUCUGAAUGUGCUGUUCCCCGGAUGAAUUCCACAACUGGUGAAAAGGAAGAGGAUGAUGAGGACAGCACCUUUCUCCAGAGAAGCUGCAGGAAUGUUCCUUGCCAAGAUAUGGAAUGUGACCCUGCCAUUGACAACCCUUCUGCCUUAUCGUCUCUGGCGGAGUGCAGUGCAGCAUCUGAUGCAAGGAAAGACGUGGAACAUACUCACGUGCCACUGAAAAGGGAUCCACCUUAUGAAGAGCAUAACUGCCAAAAUGAUGACAGCAGAAUUGGGUCUCCCUCUUCCUCGGUUGUCGCUUCUGAGCCGGCAAGCUGUCCCAGCAUGGGCGACAUAAAGAGUGAAGGUUCUCUGUUGCCAGGCUCUUCGGCCCUUUCCCCAACUCAAGCCAGCAGCCAAGCUGAGCAUCCUUUGUUGCUGAGUGGAUCCUAUUUGCCCCUCUCCUCCUCUGAGGCUAGUGAUUCUGCUGGCAUGGCUGAUAGCACUGAGGAAGAUCUGGACAAGGACCUGUGCAGAAACAGCGGUGUGGUGGCAUGGGCAGGGCAAAUGGACUCCAGCAAUGCUUUUCAAGGAGCUCAAGGGGACACAGAGAGCUCCAGCACCUUGCCGGCCACUGGCUUGUUUGGUAACCAGAUGCUUGCUUGCAGCCCCUCCCAGCUGAAAGAUGGUGUGUCUGCUCCGGGUUGCCUGACAGAUGCACCGUCCGUUUCUUGGGUCUUGAAAGAAGAAAAGGAUCUGUGUGAUGCUGGAGAAAAUCAGGACAGCCCCAGCCGUUACACAGCAUAUCCCACGGCUCAUUCUCCAGUCUUCAGAGUCAUGCAUAAGCUGUGCGUACCCAGAGCCUCAGCCAAUGGGCAGCCAGAGAGUUUUGCAAGACCUGUGGACUGUCAAAAUAGAGACCAAUUGCUCCUUCAUCGGUUAAAAGACGCUGAGGUGACUGGGCAGUUGGAUACAGAGCGUGUUUGCUCUGAUGAUGAAUAUGAGCCCUGCCUUCCUUCUCUGGGCUUUGCAGGAGGAGAUGCCUCUGUGUCGAGAGAGAGUCCCAGUGCUUCUGGUACUCAGUCGCGGACCAAUCACUGGCCUGACACUGCUGGCACAAAGAGUGAUGUCCCAACAGACUGGGCAUGCUCGGAGCAAGACAUUGCCUUUCAGUUGCAGGAGUGCCAGAGUGUGCUCAGAGAGAUCUUGGGAUCCCUGGAAUCCCUGGAAGGGAUUGACAAUGUGCACGUGGAGAAGUGGAGAGAGCAGAUUGCCGGUCUCCAGAAGGCCACCAAAAUGCCCCAAACCUACAUUGCGGUGGUGGGGAACACAGGGGCAGGGAAGAGUUGCUUGCUGAAUGCCCUGCUGGAUGAGGAGGCGGUGCUGCCCACCUCGGCCAUGAGAGCCUGCACGGCUGUGGUGGUGGGGAUCUCCAGGGCUGCGGGGGGCAGCCCCUACGAAGCGGAGGUGGAAUUUCUCUCCCACGAAGAGUGGUAUAAAGAGCUAAAAGCUCUCCUUGAAGACAUGAAGGACAAAUCUGGUAACUUGAAAAAGCGUUGUCCAGAUCGCAAGACGGAAGCUGGGGCUGCCUACAGCCGGGUGAAAGCCGUCUACGGGAGAGUAGAUGAGCUAGGGAAGCUGGAAGACAUGCAGGAGGUGACCCAGCACCUCGGGACUGUGAAGCACAUCUGUGCUGAGACGGCAACAGAUUUCCGCACAAACAUUGAGAAAUUCAUUGAUUCUCAAACUGACAGUUUGCGGGAGAUGAAAGGUGGAGAGUUUUGGCCCAUUGUGAAAUGUGUGAGGAUCCGUGUUGCUAAAGCUGAGGUUCUGAAGACUGGAGCUGUGCUGGUGGAUUUGCCUGGAAUCCGAGACUCCAAUGCAGCCAGGGAUGGCGCAGCCAAAGAGUACCUAAAGAACUGCAAUGCCGUCUGGGUGGUUGCCAGCAUCACCCGGGCAGUGGACGAUAAGACCGCCAAGGAGAUGCUGAGUGCAAACUUGCGUAGGCAGCUGCUCAUGGACGGCCAGUAUGGGAGCCUGGCUUUCGUCUGUACCAAGACGGAUAGCUUUAACAUUACAGAUAUAGUCAGGGACCUGAAACUAAGAGGCGAGAUUCAGUCCAUAGAAGAUGAAGUGGCAGAGCUGGAAAAGCAGGAAAUGCAAGCCAAAAGGGACAAGAAUAGCCUUUAUGAGCAUUUGCAACAAGAGCAGCAGCAGCAGCAGAGGCGGCAAGGGUGCGAUGCCACAGACCCCAGCUGGCUCCAGAGACAGCACGACCUUCUGGAGAAGGCGUUCAGAAUUAAUGACCUGCAGAGACAGAAGGAUGCAAAGCUGCGUGCCAUUAGCCUGAUCUGCGUUCAGGCCCGGAAUAAGUUUUCCAAGCAGCAGAUUUUGUUGGAUUUCAGCGCUGGCCUGGAGGAAAUGACAAAGAAAACAGUGUAUUCUGAAUGUGAGGAGGAUGGUGAUGAAGACAUGGGGGAUGGAGAUUCUACCAGAUCAGACUCUGGGGACACGAGAGAAGCUGAAUCCCUGUAUGGAAAACUUCAGGUUUUCACUGUCAGUUCUACAGAAUAUCUCAAACUUUGUGGGAAGCUGAUCAGAGACGGCCAACCUCAAGUCUUUCAUGACACCAAGGACACAGAAAUACCAGCUUUGAAGAAGUUUGCCAUCAACACAGCCUUGAAGCACAGCAUGGUAGCAACAGAAAAGGUCAUCAGAGACUUGGCUCGUGUUCUGAGCCAAAUGGUGAAUUAUCUGACCAGCCAGAGAGCAGAGGACAACUCUCAUGAAGCCCACCUCCAGGAAACUGUGCGGCAGUCCUUGCAGGACCUUCCCAGUCUCCUCCAGGAAGCCAUAGACAACAGCCUCCAUGACAUCCAGCACUACUUUGAAGUCCUUAUCAUUGCCAGCCUAACGAAGGGCACAAAUAAGGCCAAGGAACUGUGCGAGGACAUAGUCAAAAGUUGGGGAUCUCCUGUCUCUGGCUACCCGCAUUCCACGUACCGCGCGGUGUGCAACCGCCAUGGUCUCUACACCUCUCCAAAGUACGAGUGUGUGGAUUUCAACAGCCGUCUGGCAGAACCCAUCUACAAGGCCAUCUCUGUGACCUGGAGCGAGGUCUUCAGCUCUCAGUUGACAGACUCCAUUCAGCAUUUCACUAAAGCUGUCUUGGAUAAGCUGAAGUGCUUCUUCAAACACCUCAAGAAGGAACUGCACAAGCAAAGCAGAAUUACAGAUGCAAUACAUGUGAUUUAUCGCCAGCAGAUGCAAGCAGCUCGGGCAAGGUUACUCAACUUUACUCUGGAUCUGACGGGCUACAUCACCAGAAGGCAGCGGAUGAUCUCCCGCGUCCUAACGCCAGAGAUACAGGCUCGCAUGGAACCAGCAUAUGCAGCUUGCACCCAAAUGUCCGGGCCCGGCUACUUCCAGAGAAUGAAAGACUGGAUGGAGCACUAUAUCCAGAAGGAGAAGGGCAGCGUCUUUGAUUCUGCCUCGAAGAAGCUUCAGGAGCAACUUCAGCUGCUCCAGGAAGACAUCCGAGGGAGUUUUCAGGACUUGGCCCAGGAGCUCCAGAAAUCCCUGAAAAUGCAGCUUGAGCCAGUGCUGAAGCCUGUCCAGAAGAAUGCAAAGACGAUUCCAGAAUUAAUGAACAUCUGCGCCAAAGUUGACAAGCUUUGUAAGCGCUCGUGUGUUGAUUACAUCCUUCCCAGCCCCACACAAGGCAAAGACAGUUUCCCCAAAAUGGGAAGGGAACUUCAGGAGAGUCAGGAUCCUCCAAGCUUUUUGGCAACAUGCAUGGACAUCCGAAUUGGAGCAGUCUCUCUUCCCCACAUUGCAGCCCUCCAGGUAUCUGAGCAGGACAUCACUUUGACUCUGGCAGAUGACACCGCUGUGCCCCUCCCACUGAGGAGCAUUUCCCAUUGUGAGUGUUGCCUGCCUCUGGCCUGUUUGAUUCUCCAUGUUUCUGCUGAAGCUACCAAGGAAAUUUGCUCCCAAUGCAGAGUCCGGACAUCUAGCUCAGCUCUGGGCCACCAAGGACCGCUGGUUCUGCUGGAUAAGGCCCAGGAUCAGAAGCUGUUUACAAGAUUGGUGGAAUGCAUAUCAUCGAGUCGCAGAGAUGCCGCUUGGUUCCAAGAGCUCAGCCUGCAACAAGGGAGGGAGAAGCUGGAAUCUCUGGGAGUAUACUAUACAGUCCAACAGUCAAAGUAUGCUGCGGAAGGCCUCCUGGAGGUCCGGCCAGCCGCUUCUGCUCCUCUUCCUUCUCCUCAACCCCCUGAGGCCCUCGCUGUGACGCAGAGGCCCCUCCACGGCCCCGAGGGCAAGAGGAGGGGAGGGGAGGCGGUCCAGCUACAGCUGGAGAAGAGGCACAAAGGCCAGGCCAUGUCAUCUGGGGCAGGAGGUGACCCUGCUGAGCGCUUCCGACUGAGGUACGCUGCUGUAGCUCAGCUGUGGCAUGAAGAAUACCGAGCAACCGAGACAGCCGCUGCAGAACCUCUUCCUCCUCCUCCUCCGAAAGGAGAAGGCCCCGCCCAGGGCGCUUGCCAUAAGUUGCUCCCCUGCCCUUGGCCUAGGAAUUGGUGCUGUGCUGAGCCGGAGGAGUUUGAGGGGGCAGAGCUGGGGGUGGAGGGGGGGCGUACCUGGUGGUACUUGCUCUACCCCAAUUUGUCUUUCUCCAGCUGCAGCGGGACCGCAGAAGCCAAGCUGGUGUCCUCUGCUCAGGGCCCCGUGUCCUGUCCGCUGCCCCCGACCAGCCGAGGGUCUGCCCUGGAGGACUGCAAGCAGGAGGGAUGCUUGCUUCUGGGAACAGUGCCUCAGCCCCACAUGGCCGUGAAGCUUGAUAGUGAGAAGUUUGCUAUUCCCGGUUCAGCAGGUGCCCUCCAUGUCCAAGCAAAAGAAGGCAUUUGGCGGAUGUGUUUAAAUCUAAACAGUGAGGAACAGGAAGAGGAGGAUGGCAGCGUGAAGGUUGAGAAGAUGGAGCUUGGCACUCACCCCGCUGAUUGCACCUGGAAGACCCACUGAGAUCGCUUGGCUUAAGGAUGCACCCCCCCAUUUCUGGACUAGAACUUUCAGGACUCUGUAUUUGGGGUCCUGUGGAAACAGGUCCAGCAGCCGUUUUGCUCUUUCUUUGAACUGCCUGUGCUGAAAGUCACCUUUAACAUCUUGUGCCUGCAAAAGCUCAUUUCCUUCGCCCCUCUGUGUCUGUGUGUCUGCCUCUUGGCUCUUGCCCUGCGUUUGACACCAGGCAGCUGAGAGCUCCUUGGGCAAAACAGAGACAGGCACAAAGUGAGGGUGCCGUAGGGGGUGGCACAGUCUGCAAGUUCAUGGCUGUUAGGCUGACCCAGAUAGUUGGACUGCGGUAGAAAGACACACACACCCCGGUUGCUAAUGCAGAUACUGUGAGAUAUAUCCAAGUCCCUCCUUGUUCUAUUUAGAACGUUUGAGGCUUCUUUUGAGGAGAAAGGAGGAAGGACAGGCUGUCCUCAUUGCCCUGCCUACAUACAGAAUAAUGGAACAUGAGUAAAUGUUGGCAUUGGGAGUCGAGCCAAAGUGGAGUUGUGACUGAGGCACUGUUUGUGAUCAUGUGACCAAGUUGGCUGCUCAAAGCCGGGUGGCUGUUCUGCCUCGAAAUACAUCGCUGGCCGGCCCGGGGAUGGUUAGACCAGUGGCCAUGGCUGCCCUGCAGCUGUCUCGAGUGCGAGAGCUGAAGCAGAAGAGCAGUCUUCCUUUGUCCUUAAUUACCCUUUCCUGAUGGUGGAUGGUUUUGCUGCUGAGCUUUUUCCAAACUGGAAGGGAGCGCCAGUCCUCUUGUGAAGUCUCUGUAUCCCUCCAGUGACAGCUGCAAAAGCUCCUCCCCCCACCCAUUUUGCAUCUCCUAGGUAUGUUUUUGGGUUUAGCCUCAUGGAACUGAGGUGGCCCGUAUGGGAAAGAGCCGCGUAUGUGCCAUUGCAUAGUUUUUACAGCCAUCAUGUUUUUUGGCUCUGUUGAAACAGAAGGCCUGUUCUGAAUGGGAGAUCUUCAGUGAAGACAGUUCCCCACUUUGGCUUCUCUUUCUGCUCUUCCUCUCAGCUUUGCCCCAGAGACCUUUCAAGGUGUCCGGCUGGGCAGGAUUUCUUCCUUUGCAAGGCUGCGUGCCUUGACUCUGAUGCAGAGCGUAGAGCAUGUCAGCAACUGCACAUCUCUAUCCUCAGAAGUGCUCCUUCACGUGUGGCAAUCGGCUUCCUCCCUUAGUGGUAUGUACAGUACCCACAUGGCGAUAUUUCUGGGAUCCUGCACUUUUGACUGUACUUUCUUGUGUUCAUAAAAACAAAGUUUUGUAUGACUUAUAAGAAUUCUCAAGCUACUGCACUGUGAGAUUCCUGCCCUCUCGAGCUUCAGCAACUGGACGCACCAGCGGGAGGGGAGGCUGCCUCUUGAGUUGCUUUUCUUUAUUGGCAUUUGGCUGCUGAUUAAAAUUUGCAUCCUGCCUGCGUGCAUGGCUGUAACCGAGUCAAAUGUGUUAAGACAAUUAAGUGACGAAUAAAGUGUGUUUA
This is a messenger RNA of Rhineura floridana, 12206 nucleotides long. It is a transcript of the gene NUGGC, whose product is annotated as nuclear GTPase, germinal center associated. The record is from RefSeq and is a predicted model, not a curated record. Gene Ontology annotation, molecular function: protein binding. The coding region runs from base 1 to 10695 and encodes 3564 amino acids. The transcript is spliced from 31 exons. NCBI's taxonomy places the organism in Eukaryota, Metazoa, Chordata, Lepidosauria, Squamata, Rhineuridae.